Molecule: messenger RNA, 1314 nt
Organism: Clonostachys rhizophaga
Lineage: Eukaryota; Fungi; Ascomycota; Sordariomycetes; Hypocreales; Bionectriaceae
Source: the annotation of a GenBank genome assembly
AUGGGUGCUGAAACAAUGCGCGGCUUAACGAAGGUCCUUCUCUCGUGCCCCAACCUAACGAGGAUUCCCAAAAUCCAUGUGUGGUUUCCCCAGGGUGGAUGCUACAGCUACGGCCCAACAUUUGAAGAAGGGCCUUACACGGGGUUUUAUUUCCCAGAUGGCGAGAUGCUGAAGCCGCUUGAAGAGCUAGGUAUAGGGAUGUAUCCUUGGGGAAGGGAGGGAGCUCGAUGGCCCCGGGGAUAUCGUCUCAAGGGUCUCGAACAAGACUACUGGGUCAAAAACUUCAACUGGUCGCAGCUGACACGCUUGAACGGGUGCCUUGAGCCUGAAAUGUCUCGGGCAUUCCCAAUGUUGACCAACCUUAGAGAAAUAGAUCUGACAGAUUAUUGGAACUAUGAGCUCGCCCGAGAGUUUCUACGCGCCAUCACAUCACCGCUGGAACAAAUGAUUCUUCCAAGUUGGGAAAGCAUAGGUUCUAACCCAGAACCAAUCAGCCGUUUUGGUGAAACACUAAGGGAACUGGAGAUUGGCGGCCUGGGAGCGUCAGCCAUGGCGGCCCUUGAUCUCGCCCAGCUUUCCAAGGACCUGCCCCAUCUUGAACGCUUAGCAAUCCACCUCGAAUGGAAUCGAGACAAGGAGGACUGGCCAGUCGGUCACUUGAAAGCCAUUGCUGCGCUUCCUCGCCUCCGUAAUGCCGAGUUGUGGUUUCGACUAAUCCGUGGCCGGCCCCCGCAUCUCACAUACUCAGUAGCGAAUCGAGUAUUCUGCUAUCUGAAAGAUCGCAAUGGCGGAUUGCAGCGCCUGACUCUCCACUCGGGUGUACCGACGCCGAAUAGGGUUGAUCCUUUCUCCCCAGAUUUCGACGUAACACCCUCCUGGUCCAUGCGUAACUCGGUUACCUUCGAAUGUGAAAUGGCUCACGAUCAUGACCCUCACACGGAAGACGGACAGAGGUGCAAAGCCAGUAUCUGGUGCAGAGAACUGAGUGUUGAGAUGAACGCAAAACUCCGCCAGCUCGACCAAAAGGCUAAUCGGAAGAAGCCGAACGUCAAAACUCUUGAUCCAGCCGGGGUGCUUCUGCGAGCCGCAUUGGACGGUCCCCUUGAUUCAGCAGAAUGGCGGGCUUGGCGGAGGGAGCAACUGAGGUUGUACGGGCCGUUGCCUGGUAGCGUGGAUGAGUUUGCCAAGGAAAUCGAAGACUACUGGGCGCGGCUGAAUUCUCCCUUUUCUUUCAAAUUGCUCUUCAAGGAGCUGCGUGAGUAUGCGAAAGAAGAAUAUGCCCGCGCCUUUGGGAAGAGUCGAGUGGAAAAGUAG